AUGCUCAUCGCGCCAAACGCCGCCACCCGGCCGGCCCACGACGAGGCCGAGCUGGCCGAGGACUUGGAUGAACCCCCCGAUCAACAUCACAUUCUGCAUGCGACUUCUCUGGACCAUCAUGACGAGACGGUCUUUGCACGACCGCCCAUGGUCCACAAGGAAUCUCUGCUCACCCGCGCCCUCAAGAGCAGCCCGGAGAUGUCCCCCACCGAACCACACCCCUCCUUCCACGACUCCACCUACUCCUACCGCUCCUACCCUCACAGCAACAUCAGUGGCAUCUCUACCGCCGAGCUGACCAGUGAUGGGGGCCUGACGAGCCCGUCCUUAUCCAACACCCCGAGCCCGCCUUUGCCGCCGCAAAUGAUGGGCAAGGCGGCCCCGAUGAACGGCAAGAGAGAAACGGCUCCCAAGGUCAAAAUCGCCGACGCCAACACCAAUGAGACCACCGUCGAGGCCAACUUGGGACGCAAGCGGUGCAUCAGCUUUGCCUGCGGCCGCAAGACCGAGGACUCGACUACUCAAAAGCCCGCCGCGCCACCCCGACCCUCACCUGAAUCGACCAAGAGUACCCUCGAACCUCCCAAGCGCAAGACGACUCUCACCUUCGUCUGCCCUGGACGUCAGUCCGCUGUCUCGCGCGAGCGCUCCCCGGGUCGUCCGACCACCUUCCGCGCUCGUUGUCGCGGUUCCCCGGCUCCGGUGGCGCGCAAGCCUUCCCAAGAACGCGUCGAGGGUGCCAAGGAUGAGAAGCUCCCGGCCAAGGUUGUGCCUAAAGGUGUCCCGACGAGCGGCCUGGGCAAGUUCGAGGAAUCAGAGGCUACCCGGUUCCACGAGUUUGCCAGCUCCGUCGAAGAGGAUGACGAGUGGGUCACUAAGUCGACUGAUUACUCCCAGAAAAUUACAUUGAACGAUUGCAUGAAGAAAGAGAAUGCAAUUCGACGACUGGGUGAACAAGCCGAGGAGGAAGCCCAGGAUGAGGAGGAUGAGGAAGACGACGUUGAGGACCUUGGCGAUGAUGACUCGACUGUCCACUUCUCUGACGAUGAUGGAAACGAGUCCGACAACGAGGCUGGUUUCGCCGAGUCCGACGAGAGCGAUGACGACGGCUCAGACUACGAGUUCUGGGCCCCGUCGGCCGUCCGGCCGGCACCUAGCACUCAGCCUCUCGAUGUUUUCCCAUCUGCCCUGCAGCGUCGUGCCUCGAACACUUCCGUCGACUCGACGACCGAUGACCGUCCCCCGAAAUGGCUGCCGGCCCCCGUUCGGAGAACUGCGGUCCCUCGCGCUUGUAAGGUGCCUAUGAUGCGCCCCGGUACCCCCAACCUGCCGGAUAGCACCGACUUUGUCUGUGGAACACUCGAUGAGGAUCGUCCGCUGGAGGCCGCCUACAAGUCCUGCAUGGAACAACGUCGUCUCGAGAAGCUUGUCGUCAUCCCGCAAGACAUUGACCCGAGCUUUCCGACCAGCGACCCAGAGGAUGACCUCGAGGACCUCGAGGACAUUUCUCACGGCGAUCUCGAUGACUUCGUCUUCGAGCCUACACGUGGCCGUACGGAUGACAAGCACUCGCCCCGGCACUCGCCCAAGCGUAUGGUGUCUCCCCCACCCAAGCGCAUGAUGUCUCCCCCGCCUCGCCGGGCUGGCCGCAUCUCCCCCAAGCGCCUCAAGUCCCCUCCUCCCCGGGCCCGAGCCAAGUCGCCCUUGCCCACGAAAUGGACCGGUCUAUCGGAGGACAUCCCCGCCAUCGAGUCUUCAUCCCCGCAAGGUCUGAACAUCAGCCACCUGGUUCAGCGCCCGCACUUGGUCAGGACCAAGUCGUUGCCGCGUACGCCCAACCCGUUCUUCACGAGCUUGGACAAGUCCCAUCGGUGGCAAGGGAUUCCGCCUCUGACCGAGUCGCCUGAGCGUGAGCACUCGCGCACGCGCGAAAUGCAUACGCGUGGACCCAUCGAUAUUGUCGAGGGUCUCGAAAAGAAACGCCAGAAACGCAAAGAGAAGUUUUGGCGCCAGCAUUGCCGCAAAGCUGCCAAGGAGCAGAUGGUGCGGCGGCCGAUACCCGGCAAGGGUGCUGAACGGAUGAAGGAGCUUGGCCUCGAAGUUGCUGAGAGGUGCAGGGCUUACGGCGUCGGUCAAGACGCCCAGCUCGUCCUAUCCGUUUAA
Messenger RNA from Penicillium canariense, 2163 nucleotides. RefSeq names its product DUF2457 domain-containing protein. Lineage: Eukaryota; Fungi; Ascomycota; Eurotiomycetes; Eurotiales; Aspergillaceae. The record is from RefSeq and is a predicted model, not a curated record. Bases 1 to 2163 code for a protein of 720 amino acids. The transcript has a single exon.